This is a messenger RNA of Drosophila novamexicana, 1931 nucleotides long. RefSeq names its product homeotic protein empty spiracles (gene ems). The transcript is spliced from 2 exons. Gene Ontology annotation, biological process: brain development; regulation of DNA-templated transcription; central nervous system development. NCBI's taxonomy places the organism in Eukaryota, Metazoa, Arthropoda, Insecta, Diptera, Drosophilidae. Gene Ontology annotation, molecular function: DNA binding; DNA-binding transcription factor activity, RNA polymerase II-specific. The record is from RefSeq and is a predicted model, not a curated record. The coding region runs from base 1 to 1503 and encodes 500 amino acids.
AUGACUAAAAUGAUUCCGCCGGUACCCACCUCAGCCGUCAUGUUGCCCACGCCCAAGCAGAAGAUCGGCUUCAGCAUCGACUCGAUUGUUGGCAACGAUGCGACGGUGACUGCCGCUGGAGGCAAUCCGGAGCAGCAGCCCGGCAGCCCUCAGCCGGACCGCAACGGACCCGGCAGUCCGCCUCAGACGCCGCCCGCUGCACUCACCAUGCUGCCUGCCACGCCCACACCACCACAUCAUCUGAUGGCACCGCCAACACAUCAUGCCAACCACGUGCUGCCACCGCACAUGGCACCGCAUCCACACGCGCAUCCCCAUCCACAUCUAUCGCCAGCCCAACAGCACGCACUGCAUCAGCAUCUGUUGCUCCACCAACAGCAGCAGGGCACACCAAAGUCCCAUCAUGAUAUACAGGAGCUGCUGCAGCGUCUGCAUCACAAUGCCGCCAUGGCCAACGGCCUCAGUCCUCUACAGACACGCCUCUCCCCGCUGGGGGAUGUCACGUCCACGCCAGUUGCUGUUUCUCUGAAGCGCGAGCGUUCGCCAGCUCCACCUGGCUCGGAGCAGGCAGAGAAUCCAGCCCAGCGCAUUCAGCCGCCACACACGCCGCCCAAGUCAGUCUCGCCGCAAUCCUCGCAGCCCUCCUGCUCGCCCACCUUGCUGGUCAGCAGUCCGCACAAUACACCACCUCAGCAGCAGCAGCAGCAACAGCAACAGCAGCCGCCUAGCUACCCGAAGCCACCUGUAAUGCAUCCAGCUGGCGGCCCUGGUCCCAACCCGCUCAUGAUGCCAGGCAUGCCGCCCGCCGGCUUGGUGCGACCCUUUCCGAUGGGCCCAGGCGGUCCAGCGCCGCCGCAAGGACAGCCGGGCAUGCCGGACAUUAAGGCGCUGCCACCGUACAUCAACACGCCGCCGGAGCUGGCACCACAGCACAAUCCGCAUCUGAUUGCCGCCGCCCAGUUCCAGAUGGCCGCAGCUCUGCAAGCCGGCCAUGUGCUGGGUCCAGCGGCAGCCGCCGCCGCAGCGGCUGGCCUGCCCCCACACGCCGCCGCCUCCUUUAUGGGCAGCCCGGGCAUGCCGCGCGACAGCUACCCGCUCUACCCGUGGCUGCUCAGUCGCCACGGACGCAUAUUUCCGCACCGCUUUCCAGGAAAUUUCCUCUUGCAACCUUUUCGCAAGCCGAAACGCAUUCGCACCGCCUUCUCGCCGUCGCAGCUGCUGAAGCUGGAGCACGCCUUCGAGAGCAAUCAGUAUGUGGUCGGCGCGGAGCGAAAGGCGCUCGCGCAGUCGCUCAAUCUCUCGGAGACGCAGGUGAAAGUGUGGUUCCAGAAUCGUCGCACCAAGCACAAGCGUAUGCAGCAGGAGGACGAGAAGGGCGGCGGCUCCGGCUCCGAGCGUAACAUGCACAACGGCAGCGGCGACGAGGACGACGACGAGCUCAUCGACAUGGAAAUGGACGACUGUGCCAGCGAUGAUGAGCAUGAUCUAGAUGCGAGUCAUUAGGCUGAACAGCCGACCAGCUGCCCCGCCCUGCGUAUGUGAGUUCCUUACUAAAGAAGCGCCCAAAUUUGCUGAGCGUUGUGCGUGUGUGUGUGUGUGUCUGUGUGUAUGAGUGUGUGCGUGUGAGAGCUCUUAAAAUUAAUUAUUUGUGAUAUAUUCUUAAAGUGGAAAGCGCUAGGCUUAGUGUAUAUAGAAGCGACUCUCAUCUAUCCAAUGACAGAAAGAAAAAACAACACUUCCUACAAAAGUAUUAAGUACGAGACGAAAUGCGUUCACUGGCCACGCCCCCAAAAAAAAACAGUGCCAAAUCAAAGGCGGGCGGGCAGGUGAGUUGCGCCCUUCGCCCUUCGAGUUGAGUUGAGCUCACAAUUAGAAAACAGAAAAGAGAAAGAGAAUGAGCGAGAGAGAGAGAAACAAUUGUACAAAUUUUA